This is a messenger RNA of Cucumis melo (muskmelon), 1475 nucleotides long. RefSeq lists its product as uncharacterized. NCBI's taxonomy places the organism in Eukaryota, Viridiplantae, Streptophyta, Magnoliopsida, Cucurbitales, Cucurbitaceae. The record is from RefSeq and is a predicted model, not a curated record. The coding region runs from base 237 to 1127 and encodes 296 amino acids. The transcript has 5 exons.
UAGUGAUAUCCGUCUCGUCUUCACCAUCCAACGACAGCGUAUCGAGAAUUCAAUUUGUCAAGUGCCCGCUAUUUUAUUUCCGGGAGGGUGGUCGCUUCAGAUUGCUCAGAUGGAGCCGGAGAUGGCGAAUGAGCCUUCUCCGAUGGUUUCAGCUUCUUGACUUCCGUAUUUUCUUCUUCUUGAAUAUGUGAAUUUCUUAUUAAAGUCGUAGUUCCGAAGUUCAAGCUUUCCCUACUAUGGCGUCUCCAAUCACGUACUCUGUCAUCGACGACAAAGAUUUCGACGAUGCAGCUUUGUGGGCUGUAAUCGACUCUGCUGCUGCAGCUGCAUCUUCUUCCUCCUCGUCCUCUAAAUCUCGCAAGUCCCUAGCACUUAAUUGCAUCAAUAAAUCAAACCCUUCUCCGCCGCCAAAAUUCCCGAAAAGCCCUAGAACUCCAUACCAGGCGCAGCGAAAUUCUAGGGUUUUUAUCGAGGGUGAAGUAGUGCAGGAGCCAUGGGUGUUUCAACCUCCUCGGAAAAUUGCAAAGACACGUGCAACGGAAGUGAGCGAUAGCAGUCCUCUUGCGGUUGUCUGUAACAACGCGUUACGGACCCCACCUGCUCCGGUAUAUUUGUCUCCUGAAGCGUACUUGUCGCCGCAGAUUCGUUCUGGUUCUGAAGGUUCUCCAGGUUGUAGUAGAAGUGGGGUGAACGAGGAAAGGGAAAUGUCAAAGCAUAGCCUAUCUGGGCAGUUUCCUUCAGUCUCCCUCUUUAAGGAGUAUCAAAAUGCGGCUAUGGCGAUUUUAGAGAAAUCAGACUUUACCAUGAUUGCCGGGAACCCUUUCAUAAAAAAAUCAGGAUGGAGGAAGAUAUCAUUUUAUUUCAAUCUCUCUUUUGAAAUUAAGGACAAGACAAUAGAAUUUGAUGAGAACCGCAAUGUCCAGCGCGCUGAAUUUGUUGUUCGAGCGUAUAUGCAAGGUGGUAGAUUUUGUGAUGGAUGGGGCUCGUGUGAACGACGCGAGAAGAGAUUUAUAAAGCCAAAUCAUGAUGUUCCUAGCACAGCAGAAACCAGGGCAAAGAAUAAGGCAUGCCAGGAUCUGCUUGGCAUUGGAGAGUAUCGACCUGGAGCAUGCCAGGGGCAAAAGUAAAGACUUGCUAGAUUUAUCCACGCUGUAGAACUAAUCUAACUUGUAUUGUAAGGAGUUAGAUGGUAGCAAUCUUUAACAACAACAACAACAACAACAAACAUAAUAACUACAGAAGUUCACUGAAUGUAAGUUGCAACCAAGUUGAGAUCUCAAGGAAACAACAGUUAGUAAUGGAGAAACACCAUCUACCAGAGAGAAGUUCAUGGGUUAUUGUAAUGUUGUAGGCAUUUCCUUGUAUUUGGUAAAACUUUCAUAUCUUUUUAUAGAAAGUGAUUUUGAUGGUUUUGGUUAUACUUUUUCUUAUGUACUGGCUUUGCAAUAUGUAAUAAUAUAUGAUUUUCUGCCCCA